CGGCCUCCAGGUCCAUGUCUUCGAUGGCUUGGCCGUUUGUGUCACUUCUGAACGAGAAAAGGCAUGCGGCGCUGCGGGGGCGCGGCGGCUGCGACGUUAGAGCCAAAUCUGGUUCAAUAUUUCCCUCUAAUACAACCAACUUAAACCCUAAUGUCCCUCAUAGCCCCACUCACCCGCCAAAAUUCAUCUACCUUGUCGCUUGUAUUCACGCUCCUCGCGCGCCACCUGUCCUCGGCCAACCCGUCCACCACCCCUUCCCCCACUCCUUCCAAACUCCAUGAUCGCUACUCAUUUGAACCUCCUGCAUCGCUUUUCCCCGCAUCCCAAAACCCCCCUGAUACAAUCGUCAAACCGAAGAAAAAACAAAAACCCCAAUACCGCCCCCCUUCAUCGCUUGAUCGAACUGGGCGAAAGCCAGUACAGUCUGAUUUGCCCUUUGAUUUCCGAUACAGCUACACGGAAAGCACCACAGUGAGGCCGAUUGGGCUUAGAGAACCCAAGUACUCGCCGUUUGGACCUGGCAGGCUUGAUCGGCUAUGGACAGGUGUUUGUGCUCCGGCGGUGGACCCAAUGUUGAAGAACUUGGAGGGAGAGGAGGAUCCGAACUUGAUGGAACAGAGGAUGAAAAAGAGAGAGUUAAUUCAAGGUAAGCCACUUAGUGCAGCUGAGAGGAAGGUACUGGUUUUGAAGUGUGAAAGGAGCAAAACUAAGAGGCAAAUCAACUUGGGGAGGGAUGGUUUAACUCACAAUAUGUUGAACGAUAUUCAUAAUCAUUGGAAGCAUGCAGAAGCAGUUAGGAUUAAAUGUAUGGGUGUACCUACUGUGGACAUGAAAAAUGUUUGCACCCAGCUGGAGGAUAAAACAUUCGGAAAGAUUAUUCAUAGGCAUGGGGGUACCCUUGUAUUAUAUAGAGGCAGGAAUUAUAAUCCCAAAAAGAGGCCUGUAAUACCUCUCAUGUUGUGGAGACCCCAUGAACCCGUCUAUCCAAGACUGAUCAAGACAACAAUUGAAGGCUUAAGUAUUGAGGAGACAAAGGAAAUGAGGAAGAAAGGAUUAGCUGUCCCUGCUUUAACAAAGCUUGCCAAAAAUGGUUAUUAUGGUAGUUUGAUACCCAUGGUGAGAGAUGCUUUUCUCUCAUGUGAGUUGGUUCGGAUAGACUGCCAAGGCCUUGAGAAGAGUGAUUACAAGAAAAUUGGCUGCAAACUUCGGGACCUGGUGCCUUGUAUUCUGGUGACAUUUGACAAAGAACAGAUUGUGGUUUGGAGGGGAGCCGAUUACAAACACCCUGAGGAUGGAUACUCAUUUUCGCAUCGAGAAUUGUUUAAUGAUUCUGACGAUAACUUAGUCUCUGGAGAGGAUGCGCAUGAUAAGUUUGAUGAUAGCAGCAGCUUAUGAGAUUAAUACUGAUGUUUGCAUUGGUGAUGAGGUUCCAUUUUCUUGAUGCAAAUAGCAGCCGUGAAUGAGAAGUUCCUUUAAGAUUGGAUUGGAGUAUUAUCGAAAAGAAAAAAGUCAGAGAGAGAGAGAGAGAGAGAGAGAGGAACUUCCAAGAAAGCUGCGUUGAUGCUUCUAUUUGCCCAAACUUGUAUUUCUGCUCCUGAUCGAUUUGGUCCUUCCUGCUAGUGGUUGACAUGCAAUCUGGAAGAUACUAUAAAGCAGUAAAUUAGCUACAGCUGACAUUCGGAUUAUUCUACAGAUGCUCUGGAAUAUGCUCUUCUUCUUGUGGUGGUGGUGUAUUAUUUUGACAAGUCUUGGUGUAUUAUUUUAUGAUAUGCAAAGUCGCAUGAUGUGGAGAGCUACACUUUCUACGGAAAGAGCUGAAAUUGUUAUCAAGUGUGUUUGUGGUCCUGCAGGAAUUUGGAUCCUAACUAAGAGGUUGAACGGUCUAGCUUACACCGUGAUUCUCAGCGACGAAAGAGUACGUAUUGUUAUCAAGAACAAAAGAAAGGGAGCUUAAAAUUCGAAGGGUAUAUUCCUUGAUGUGGUUCUGAGUGCUCGUCCUUACCAAACAUGUUGGCAUUCCACGCGCCUCAAAUCUCCAUGGACCAUUUGUGAUUUAUUACUCUAGUCAAUUCCUCCUGCUGGGCAUGCUGCUAUAGUAUUCAGAUUUAAAUUUGAACAAUUAUGGUUUUCUCUUUAUUUUUUA
This is a messenger RNA of Prosopis cineraria, 2143 nucleotides long. Its product is annotated as CRS2-associated factor 1, mitochondrial-like. Lineage: Eukaryota; Viridiplantae; Streptophyta; Magnoliopsida; Fabales; Fabaceae. The record is from RefSeq and is a predicted model, not a curated record. Gene Ontology annotation, molecular function: RNA binding. Gene Ontology annotation, biological process: Group II intron splicing.